Girardinichthys multiradiatus is the source of this 1230-nucleotide messenger RNA. It is a transcript of the gene pop7, whose product is annotated as POP7 homolog, ribonuclease P/MRP subunit. NCBI's taxonomy places the organism in Eukaryota, Metazoa, Chordata, Actinopteri, Cyprinodontiformes, Goodeidae. Bases 165 to 620 code for a protein of 151 amino acids. Gene Ontology annotation, cellular component: nucleus; nucleolar ribonuclease P complex; ribonuclease MRP complex. Gene Ontology annotation, molecular function: nucleic acid binding. The record is from RefSeq and is a predicted model, not a curated record. The transcript has 2 exons. Gene Ontology annotation, biological process: tRNA 5'-leader removal.
ACAAAAAAAAUAAAAAAACACUCGCCGGUCCGAACGUUUACUUCCGGGGUGGGAACGAACACUUCCUGUUAUGCACAGGAACAAAAUGAUGGCGACGACCUAAAGCAACGUUUUAGCUUGAUUCUGCUCUCUGAAGUUUUCUCCGUUGGACCUUCAUCCAGAAAAUGACUGAACCACGCAGCCCUGGGAUGUCCUCCGUCCCUCAGGUUAUUCCGACCCACACAGAGUCCAGCUCCCAAGCUGUGGAGAUGGAUCCAGUGGAGUACACCCUGAGGAAGCGUCUCCCCCGGAAACUUCCGAAGAGGCGGAACGACGUCUACGUUAACAUGAAAACAGACUUCCGGGCUCAGCUGGCGCGCUGUCAGAAGCUGCUGGAGAGCGGAGGACACAGGGAAAUCUGCGUCCACGGGUUGGGUCUCGCCAUCAACAGAGCGAUUAACAUCGCCCUGCAGCUGCAGGCCAGCAGUCAGGGAGCCCUGCAGCUGGCAGCCAACACCUCCACAGUGGAGCUCAUAGAUGACCUUGAGCCCGAAGACCCCGACGAAGCGGGGGAGCCCAUGACACGUACGCGUAAUAAUUCAGCCAUUCAUAUCAAAGUUUUCUACCCUGAUCCUCAGUGACGUUGAAAGUGCUACCUGUUAUAUUUGUUUGAAAUUCUUUAUUUUCCCAACUGUUGUUGUUUUUUUUUCUUUAAGCAAAAAGAACCAAGGUCUUGUGGGGCAUUUUUAUGUCGGGACUCAUGGUAAUGGAGCAGGUAAUCCUUGAAGAAGUCAUGUCUUUGUUUAAACUUGUAAUUUCUUUUCAAUUUGUUGUAAUAUAUCUGCCCGAUGUGGAGCAGCAGACAUCUCCACCAGACUAAACACAUGUAAACAUGCACCACUACAGAUGUAUUUCAUUGUAUUGUCCAGUUCGCAUGUUCAUAGAAAUACAACCCUUCUGAAUGUUAAUAAAGGGUACUGCUGUUGAUGUAAAUGUCCACUAGAUGUCAGCAUUUAGCUCCAGUGAGUAAAUAUUUCUAGAUGUUGUCUUUCAGCAGCUAAAUUUCAAUGAAUGCAUUUGGCAAAGUGUUCCUAUUGUCUACAUUAUGGGGUUCAGCAGAGGGUCAGCAAGACUUGAACUGAGUUUAUCUGUUGCUUUUCCUCUGAAGGAUUUCUGGUGUUUAUGUGAUCAAAACUGAUGCAAUGAAGAUUAUGUAUUUGGUUUAAUAAAGAAAAGUUGUUUGAAACUUAA